Messenger RNA from Solea senegalensis (Senegalese sole), 1629 nucleotides. Its product is annotated as gamma-aminobutyric acid receptor-associated protein-like 2. NCBI's taxonomy places the organism in Eukaryota, Metazoa, Chordata, Actinopteri, Pleuronectiformes, Soleidae. Gene Ontology annotation, biological process: autophagy of mitochondrion; autophagosome assembly; macroautophagy. The coding region runs from base 94 to 489 and encodes 131 amino acids. Gene Ontology annotation, cellular component: autophagosome; autophagosome membrane; cytosol. Gene Ontology annotation, molecular function: ubiquitin protein ligase binding. The record is from RefSeq and is a predicted model, not a curated record. The transcript is spliced from 3 exons.
CUGAGUCUUUUGUUACGCGGCUGAAAUCAGCUCGUUUCUCAAAGCCUCGCGCGCACACACGCACGCACACACACACACGCACACCCUUUAAUAAUGAGGUGUGAUUGUGUUGUAUCUGACUUCCUGUUUGUCUUCUGUCCCUCAGAGCACCGAUGUGUGGAGUCGGUCAAAAUACGCAACAAAUACCCCGACAGAGUGCCGGUGAUCGUGGAGAAGGUCUCCGGCUCUCAGAUCACGGACAUCGAUAAGAGGAAGUACCUGGUUCCCUCUGACAUCACAGUGGCCCAGUUCAUGUGGAUCAUCAGGAAACGCAUCCAGCUGCCUUCAGAGAAAGCCAUCUUCCUCUUCGUCGACAAAACCGUCCCACAGUCGAGUCUGACCAUGGGCCAACUCUACGACAAGGAGAAGGACGAGGACGGAUUCCUGUACGUGGCGUACAGCGGCGAGAACACCUUUGGCUACGAGAGCUUUUAUACAACACGUGGUUAAUACUUGACUGAAUACCGGUCCCACACACACACACACACACACACAGUGCACACCGUGUCACUUUGUCAUACGUAAAUAAUGCACUGACACACUUGGUAAAGUCAUUUACAGAUUUUUGAUACUGAAAAAAUACCCAUUUCUGAUGAAGCUUAGCAUUACCACAACACUUUGUUUAUUUGUUUAAUGUAUCGAGGCUCUGAGAUUAAGUCAUUCUUGAUAUUCUAAGUUGGACUUUUUUGGCCACAGUGACACAAGUGUAACACUGCCAUGAAGCAAAAGAAUAAUUAUGACCCCACGUAUUCGGUAGGCCAGUUCUCAUGAGGUUUAAAAACACUGGUGGUGCGUUCACACCUAACGCGAUGUGUUUAUUAUUUUAUUUUAUUAGUUAUAUAAUUAGUCAGGCAUGGAAGCGCUACAAUUCAAAUGUGAAAUAGGAUUUUUGUUUAACAGCAAUGUAGCAGAAAAGCUAAUUAGCACCUCGAUCUGGAUCGAGACCAGACUAGCUGUAGGGGUUAGCAUUAGCAUCAUGUGAAUAGUGGCUUGUUGCGUUUCCUUCCUUUACUCCUUCACUUCAGGUUGAAUUUAAGUUCAUUUGCUGCACUUUAUGACGGACAUAGUUAGCACUAGCAUUAGCCCUGGGGAAGGAGUUGUGUCCACUUGCUUCACGCCGUCGCUUCAGUUGCUCGAGUUUAAAUUUCUUUGACUCCGAGUGAUAACUUUUUGUUUUUUUUGUUGACGCCAUGUGGCCACAGCUAAGCAGCCUCUCUGUGUGUUGUUGUUUUCUUGUGUUCCGCUGCGUCAACAGAGAGAAAAUGUUGGUUUUACUUUACUUGAAGCAAAGUUAGCAUUAGCUUUAGCCCUGGGCAAGUAGUUGCGAAUUGUAUUCACUCCUUCACUUCAGUCGCUGGAGUUGAAAUAUUUGAAUUUACAGAUUUACAGCUGUUGGUUGCACUUUAUUAUGAAUGUAGUUAGCAUUAGCAUUAGCCCCAGGCAAGUAGUUGCUGGUUGUGUUGCUGGUAAUAACGUGCCGCUAGAUUAAAGCGACGCGUCGUGCUAUAGUUUAACGUGAGUGUGAUUUGAUUGUCACGUGACAUUUGUGUUUACCUGAAGUGAGAGAAUAAAAGUGUGUGUGUAAUCAUA